CGGAAGAGAAGAAGAAUCACGCCGGCGCCUAUUGGCUGAAAAGAAAUAACGUAAGGCUACGCAAUGGGGAGGAGACUUAUAAAGCUUGCGGAGCACAUGCGGACACCGGCAGCUACUGUGUUAGCAAAGCUUACGGUUGUCAAUUUAAUGACUAAAAGUGUGUAAGUACAAACGUAAAGUGGACGCGUAUCGCAAACUAUAUCUCAAAAUUAAAGCUCUUAUACUUGUGGGCUAUCCUGACAACACUUAACGCCCCUUUGGUGUAGUGGUGGUGGUUUACAGCCAUGGCGGGGAAGGGUCGUGGGGUGGCUGCGUUCACCUUCAACAUUGACGCACUGGGCAUUGGCAGGGGCAACAUGCCAGAAGCCAGGGUGGGGCCCCAUCCACUCUUUCCACCCACAGACUUCAAGCCAGUCCCCCUGAAGGUUGGCGAGGAUGAGGACUACAUGCUGGCUCUCAAACAGGAGAUGAGAGGAGCCAUGCAGCGGAAGCCUCACAACAUCAAGUUUCAUUCCAAUAAGGCGGAUGUGGAGAAAUACACUGAGAGGUACUUGAAGCAGAAACAGAUAAAUGAUGACGAAUGGACACCAGAUUGGAAUGUCUUCCCAAAGGAAUUGAUGCCCCAGAAGAAAACCAGGGUGAAAGCAGUUGCUAAAAAGAAAAGUGUGAAGAUAUCCAGCAAAGCUGCAGCAGACGUCUUGACCAAAUUGGAUGAGCUGGAAAAGAAAGAUGACGCUGCCAAAUCAGAUGAGGAGAAACCAAAGGACAAAGAAAAUGAAGAUGGUGAGGACAUUGAAGAAGAACAAUAUGAAGAAGAAGAAGUUGAGGACAAUGACUACAUCGAAAGCUAUUUUGACAAUGGCGAAGACUUUGGCGCAGGCAGUGACGACAAUAUGGAUGGUGAAGCAACAUAUUGACUCUUCCCUUACUUUUCAUUAUGGAUCCCAGAAUUUUGUUUACAAUCAUGGAAAAAAAUAAUUUAAAGAGCCGUGUAAAUAAGGAAUGCCAAAGUGUAUGCACGCUGGCAAUGUUUGAAAAUAUAUUUAUUUUAUUCUCCAGCCUGUGCGCACAUUUACACAGGUUGAAAGGCACAUACUGUCAACAGAAAAUGCUUUUCCAUAAUCUAAACAAGUGGUGAAGUAAAAGGGCUUGAAACAAAAAAUAAAAACAUGUCCUCAAUGUGGGAACUUUGUGCAA
Syngnathus acus (greater pipefish) is the source of this 1197-nucleotide messenger RNA. RefSeq names its product polymerase (RNA) III (DNA directed) polypeptide G (gene polr3g). The coding region runs from base 285 to 917 and encodes 210 amino acids. The transcript has 8 exons. Lineage: Eukaryota; Metazoa; Chordata; Actinopteri; Syngnathiformes; Syngnathidae. The record is from RefSeq and is a predicted model, not a curated record. Gene Ontology annotation, biological process: transcription by RNA polymerase III. Gene Ontology annotation, cellular component: RNA polymerase III complex.